UAGGACUGCCCCAUCCACUACACCAUCCCCACAAACAGUAAUCCAACCCUUCAACACACACAACUUCAAGUAAUUUCCGCUGAUCUUGUUGUUUAUAAUUAUUGGUCCUUUUACAGAUAGAUAAGAUCAUAAAUAGGCAUUAGAUAUAGACAUCAGAUAAAAGACAUGCUCACUACUUCUCAACAGCACCAAAGGCAUUUCCUUCCAUUAAACCACUCCAAGUCACCAAUUUCCUUAAACUUGCACAUGCUUUGUGCUAUAAGCAGCAAUCUGAUCCUCUUGUUAUCCUUCAGACUGAUUUCUCUUCUAGCAUCUCGAUCAAAGGGCUAAAAUUUUCUGCUUUUUUUUUUUUUUUUUUUUCCUUCACGGUUUGAUCUUAUUGCUUUUCUGGUUAUUAGUGCUUUGAAAGGGUGAAUUUAAGAUAUGGGUUUGAGUUCUAAGCAGGUUUCAAGUAGUGGACUUGAUUGGAAACAAACCUUAUUGGAAGCUCAAAACUUGGAGCUACCAAAGCCUCAUCUGAUGAGGAAACAACAGCAACAAACUCAGCAAUCAGAGUCUUUGAACUGCCCAAGAUGUGACUCUACAAACACCAAAUUUUGUUACUACAACAACUACAACAAGUCUCAGCCUCGCCAUUUCUGCAGAGCUUGCAAGAGGCACUGGACUAAAGGUGGAACUUUACGCAAUGUUCCCGUUGGUGGUGGCAGGAAGAAUAAGAGGGUAAAAAAAUCAACCACCCCAACAUCUUCCUCCACCAACAAAGCCACCACCUCCUCUACUUGCACCACCACUGUCUCCACCUCAAUUGGCAACAUGGGUGGUGGGUCAAGUAGCCACAUGACAAUGAAUCAAACUCCUCUUGCAGUGAGUAAUCAGAAAAGCAUGCCUUCCUCUUUCUAUCAAGUUCAAGCUUUGAUUCGUCCACCAUCUUUGCUGCUACAACAGAAUCUGAUGAAUACUGGAGACUUAGAAAGCAAAGAUUUUGGUAUUGGUAAUAGCAUCUUUCUGAGUUCAACUUUGCCUCUUCCUCAAAACCAAAGCCUACUCUUUCCCUUCUCAACCUCAAGCUCUUUUGACACAAACCCUUGUGCAGUAUCAACUUCUCUGCGAUCCUCCAAUGUUUAUAACUAUGGGGAGGAGUUUAAAACAAUGGAGGAACCAACCAUCAACAGCAUAAUGCCCAGCACAAGUGGGAGUAACACACAGCCAUGGGAGAUACCAGCAGCAACAAGUGCUGGCAUGGAAACUUCAAACUAUUGGAAUUGGGAGGACAUUGAUUCUUUGGUCUCAACUGAUCUGAAAGAUCCCUGGGAUGAUUCUGAUAUCAAACCAUGAGACGGAAAAAACAAAAAAGCAACAUGUGAUAGUGUCUAAAGAUUAGUUAUUUAAUUUAAUUGGGGUGUUUUAUGUUUCAUACAGAUUAGUAAGUGUUGUUGUUUCCAGACGUGGCAUAUUCUAUGCCUGUCUUUCUUGCACCUGUAAUUCUUACAAAGAGUAGUGAUUGGAGCUGUCAUGUUUUAGUUUCAGCUUCAGCUUCAGCUUCAAGCAAGGGGUCCCAAUUAGUUGUAACCCACUCUGUUUGCCUCUUUGUUCAUCUUUCGAUCAUUUCCUCUAAUCUAUAAUAAAAUGGUAUAUUAAUGUAUGCAAC
Molecule: messenger RNA, 1648 nt
Organism: Gastrolobium bilobum
Lineage: Eukaryota; Viridiplantae; Streptophyta; Magnoliopsida; Fabales; Fabaceae
Product: dof zinc finger protein DOF1.4-like
Exons: 1
Coding region: 424-1335 (303 amino acids)
Biological process (GO): regulation of DNA-templated transcription
Molecular function (GO): DNA binding; DNA-binding transcription factor activity
Source: RefSeq, a predicted model, not a curated record